AUGCGCCUUAAGCGGGGGGAGGUGGGGCCUCAGCCGCAGUGUGGGCCCGGGCCUCGCGCAGCCGCAGUGGUGGGGGCCGGGCCUCGCGCAGCCGCAGUGGUGGGCCGGUCCGGGCCUCGCGCAGGCGCAGUGCGGGUCCGGCCCCAAAUGGCGGCGUGGUGCCUGUCCCGCUGGCUGGCGACGGCCGCCGGGCCCGCCCGCCUCCGCUCCGCCGCCGCCGCCGCCGCCGCCGCGGGGAACGGGGGCCGGGGGCAAGGGCACCGACACGGGCACGGAGCCGCCCCCUUCUCCUCCUCAGCCUCCUCGGCCUCCUCCUCAGCCUCCCCCCCGGGCCCGGCGGGCCGCCGCGGCCGCCGCCCCCCGGGGCCCGCCCUCACGCUGACCACCAAUGGCGGCCUCAAAGGAAGAAAAUGUCAUCCUUUAAUCCUUGCUGCUCCAUUUCACACGAGCUCCUCUUUCUUCACCAAAGACUAUUACCAGAUAUUAGGAGUGCCCCGCACUGCCAGCCAGAAGGAAAUCAAGAAGGCCUAUUACCAGCUUGCCAAGAAAUAUCACCCAGAUACCAAUAAGGAUGAUCCUCAGGCCAAGGAGAAAUUUUCACAUCUGGCAGAAGCCUAUGAGGUAUUAAGCGAUGAAGUGAAACGAAAGCAGUACGAUACGUAUGGCUCCGCGGGCUUUGAUCCUGGAACGGGAGGCUCUGGGCAGAACUAUUGGCGAGGAGGCCCUAGUGUUGACCCGGAGGAGCUCUUCAGGAAAAUCUUUGGGGAGUUUUCCGGUUCUUCCUUUGGAGAUUUCCAGAGUGUGUUCGAUCAGCCUCAGGAGUACAUCAUGGAGUUGACAUUCAUUCAAGCUGCAAAGGGAAUUAACAAGGAGUUCACCGUGAGCAUGAACGAUACUUGUCAGCGAUGUGAUGGCAAAGGAAACGAACCUGGCACCAAAGUGCAACAGUGCCAUUACUGCAAUGGCACCGGCAUGGAAACCAUAAACACCGGCCCCUUCGUGAUGCGCUCGACGUGCCGGCGAUGCGGCGGCCGCGGGGCCAUCGUGACGACGCCCUGCGUCAUGUGCCGAGGAACGGGACAGACCAAGCAGAAGAAGAAGGUGGUGAUCCCCGUCCCAGCAGGAGUUGAGGAUGGCCAGACCGUCAGAAUGCCCAUAGGGAAAAAAGAAGUGUUCAUCACAUUCAGGGUGCAGAAGAGCCCCGUAUUCAGGAGAGAUGGAGCAGACAUCCACUCGGAGCUCUAUAUUUCGGUAGCUCAGGCCAUUCUCGGUGGAACGACCAGAGCUCAGGGGCUGUACGAGACUAUCAAUAUCAUGAUUCCCCCUGGGAUUCAGGCAGAUGAGAAAAUUCGGAUGGGUGGGAAAGGAAUCCCCAGAGUUAAUAGCUACGGCUACGGAGACCACUACAUUCACAUCAAGAUUAAGGUUCCCAAGAGGCUGACAAGCAGGCAGCAAAGUCUGAUGCUGAGUUAUGCAGAGGACGAGGCUGAAGUAGAAGGCACAGUCAAUGGAGUCACAAAUACAACCACCGGCGGCAGCACCACCGGUAGCUUCGCGGGAGGCAAGGCUAGGCCCGAGGCUGAGGCCCGGGAGAACAAGGAGGGAUUCCUUACCAAACUUAAGAAAAUGUUUAGCUCCUGAUACCCCAACAGAGGCAAGCGUUCUACUGGAAACUAGGCACAAGAAGCUAAUCCUCUCCGUUGGAGGAAGAAAAAAUAAUCAUUCUUUGCCAGAUGGCCUUGAAGAUGAAAGGACUCUAGGCUAGCAGUACAGUGCAACUGCAUUCAGAGGUACCAUGAACUACUUUGGCGACAAAUAAAAUCACGUGACAGAUCCCUGCCUAGAAAAGCGGACGGACCAGUGGUGGCAGUAGGACAGAAAUCUUAAAUGGAUGACCCCGGUUUUCUAUUCUCGGAGGUGUAAUUUGAGCCACUCUGGCUCAGCAGGAAGUGGGAAUGUUGCCGGCUUAUUUUCAUUUUUAAUUCGGAGCUCAGUAUGGUGGAAGUCUUGGCUGUAGAAUGAAAAACUCUGCUUUUACAGCUUAAAAUGAAGCCUUAAGCUGCACGAAGCUGUGAAGUAAUUGGUUUCCUCCUCAGUUAAACCCUUUGAGGAUUUCCCGAAUGAAUCUGUUCCCACUGGCCCUCUUCUCCAGGAAUCUGCUCGCCUUGGUGGUAAUGCUGUCCCCUCCUAUUUAAGGUUUGAUAGGCCAGGAAUCAUCAUGCAGUUUUAACUAUGUGACAGUCACUUCCUUGUGGUAUCGAGCACUCAAACCUCACCUUUCAGUGAGUCCCUUAAAAGAAGGACUUGGAAGGAAUCGUCAGAGUCUGCGGAGGUAGAAGAGUAUGAGGCCUGAGAGACUGGAGGUUUAGUUGAUCACUUUUCAGGUUGUUGGCUGCAUGGGAUAAUUCUCAUUAUCAAAAUCACCUUCCCCCCCCCCAGCCCCCGUUCACCCCAUCUCCCUCACACUGGAGUUUUGUCAGCCGAAGGUAGUUCACAGAGCAAGCCUGAAUGAUUCCUCUUUCCAGAAUCAAAAUACUUACUAUCCGCUCUGAAAUACGUACUGCAGGGGAGACAGAAAAAGGGUCACAUAAAAACUGGCUAACCUCCGACCAUUGACGGGGGUCAUCACCUCUUACAAGAAGAAAAGUCAGUGCCAGAGAAAUACCUUUUAAAUUAUUUAAGAACUACUGUUGCUUCAUCUGUGUGUUCGUUUCAAAAUAAGUAAUCCACCUAGUUUGAUUUUUCCAGAGUCGACCUAUAGCGAGAGGUAACUGAUUUCAUAGCCACGGCCUGUUGUCUGGUGUUAGUUUCCAAAGCAUUUGGAAGUCCGUAUGCUAAAAUUUUGACACGGUAACAAAGAGCGUCUCUGAAUAGCCCCCCCCCUUUAGUUUAUUUUUAAUUUGCUAAAAUAAAGCAUAUAUUGAUGCCUAAUUAUGCAUCUGUAAAGUGAUUCUGUAUUGAUGUAAAUAAGAUUAUAUACUGCUAAGAGAUAUUUAAAAUCUAAUGUGUGGUCUUUUCUUUUUUGGAAAAAGAUGCUCAAACUAGGCUUUGGUCGUCUCUGGGAAAAUCAGUGUAAUAGAAAUAAUUGUAUUAAGCACUUACUAUGUGUCAAGCACUCUAUAAGGACUUAUAAGAGGUUGAUCUCACCCAGGAAAAAUUGGCACUUUUUUUUAAGUGGUAUUUGUUAGGCACCUUCUAUGUGCCAGGCACUGUACUAAGCCCUGAUGCUCUGUGCUCCACUUUAAGAAAGGAAAAUGAAUUAGGUGACCGAGAAACAUAAGCUCCUCAUUGGCGACAACUGUGGUACUCCAUUAUUCUGAACUCCCCAAGCACUUAGUGCAGUGUACUGCACUGUGACCACUGAAUAAAGGCUGCUGCUACUUCUGCUACCAUUCA
Messenger RNA from Tachyglossus aculeatus (Australian echidna), 3396 nucleotides. It is a transcript of the gene DNAJA3, whose product is annotated as DnaJ heat shock protein family (Hsp40) member A3. The coding region runs from base 1 to 1641 and encodes 546 amino acids. The transcript has 12 exons. Gene Ontology annotation, molecular function: ATP binding; protein kinase binding; heat shock protein binding. The record is from RefSeq and is a predicted model, not a curated record. Gene Ontology annotation, biological process: response to heat; mitochondrion organization; protein folding. NCBI's taxonomy places the organism in Eukaryota, Metazoa, Chordata, Mammalia, Monotremata, Tachyglossidae. Gene Ontology annotation, cellular component: mitochondrion.